GGGAAAUGCUUUCAUCCAUACAACAAAAGAAAGGCUAACAGCCCUGUCUUGAAGGGGGAAAAUGGAUUUUGAAUCAAUAGAAGAUCAAGAUGGAAUUCGUCUGUCGUGGAAUAUGUUUCCUGCUACAACAGCAGAAACAGCAAGAGCGGUGAUCCCCAUCGGCGCUAUGUACACUCCUUUGCAUCCAAAACCCGACCUUGUUACCGCUCCUUAUGAACCGAUUACUUGUCGGGCUCCUUGUCGAGCAGUUUUGAAUCCUUACUGUAAUGUAGACUUGCGCGCAAGAUUCUGGAUCUGUCCGUUUUGUUUUCAGAGAAACUCUCUUCCACCUCAAUAUCAUGACAUUUCCACCAAUAAUUUACCUUUGGAACUACUUAGUCAAAAUACAACUAUGGAAUACAUUUUAACUCGUCCAGUUAAGGCUCCUCCUGUGUUUUUAUUCCUUGUCGAUACGGCCGUUUCCGAAUCCGAACUUCAGGCCAUGAAGGAUGCUAUCAUUGUCAGUCUUAGUCUGCUUCCUCCAGAUGCAAUUGUAGGAUUAAUUACUUUUGGAUCCGUGAUUCAAGUUCAUGAAAUUGGCUUCCAUGCCAUCCCCAAGUCGUUUUGUUUCCAACCUGAUGCAAACUACUCCAGUAUGCAACUUCAGUACUUGCUCGGCUUAUCUGGAGGACAAUUUCGCCCUAUGGGCUCCAAAACUACUAUACAAGGUACUGGUGUCACCCUAAACUUAGGUGCUGCAUCCCGGUUUCUUUUACCUGUUCAGCAUUGUGAACUGCAUCUUUUGAAUAUUCUUGAGCAACUUUCUCCAGAUCCAUCACCUGUUCCUCUUGGUAAGCGUGCUCUAAGAUGUACUGGUUCUGCUUUGAAGAUAUCAGCAACACUAUUAGAAAUAGCUUUCCCCAAAAGCGGAGCACGAAUUGAAUUAUUUGCUGGCGGUCCUUGCACUAUAGGCCCUGGACAGGUUGUCUCAGUCGAACUAAAAGAACCAAUGCGAUCCCAUUCCGAAUUAGAAAACGACAAAGCAAAGCAUUUUAAAAAAGCAAGACGAUUUUACAAAGAGGAAGCUCAACGUCUAUCCGAAUUUGGCCAUACUGUCGAUAUAUUCGCAGGCUGUUUGGAUCAGGUAGGAAUAAUGGAAAUGGAAAGCCUCGUCAAUUACACCGGUGGUCAUAUUGUACUUUCAGAUUCUUUCUCAACGUCCAUUUUCAGACAAAGUUAUCAGAGGUUGUUCAAUGCAGAUGAAUUUGGAUAUCUCAGAAUGGGAUUCACAUCUACUUUGGAUGUCAUAACCUCAAAGGGAUUAAACGUCUGUGGCAUGAUUGGCAAUGGUUUGGGUGAGAGCAAAAAGAGUAAUAAUACCAGCGAUACUGUGAUUGGAAUAGGCAAGACGGAUUCUUGGAGAAUUUCUACAAUUUCUCCAAAGUCAACGUUUGCCAUAUAUUUCGAUUUGAGCAAAGAAAUGAACAACCCUGCUUCUCAACAUCCGGCGCAAUCAUACAUUCAGUUUUUAACGUUAUAUCAACAUGCUUCAGGUACUUAUCGACUUCGCGUUACAACAAUCUCACGCUCUUUUAUUACUGGUCAUGCCAAAAGUAUAUCGGACUCAUUUGACCAAGAAGCUGCUGCUGUAUUGAUAGCUCGCAUGGCCUUGUUUAAAUGCAACAACGAUGAUGAGUAUGGUGUGGCUAGAUGGAUUGAUCGCACUCUUAUUAGACUUUGCCAAAAUUUUGCCGACUACAGAAAAGGUGACCCACUAAGUUUCCGUCUUUUGCCGAAUUUCACCUUAUUUCCCCAAUUUAUGUUCCAUCUUCGCCGUAGUCAAUUCCUUCAAGUUUUUAACAAUUCUCCCGAUGAAACAUCUUUUUAUCGCCAUACAUUGAAUUUUUCCGACGUGAUGGACUCGCUAAUUAUGAUUCAACCUACUCUUCAAUCUUACAGUUUGGAUUGUCCUGAAGGAAUUCCCGUUCUACUUGACUCGAUGUCCAUCAAGUCGGAUGUAAUUCUCUUAUUAGACACAUUCUUUCAUAUUUUAAUUUUCCAUGGAUCAGUAAUUGCUCAAUGGAGGAAUGCUGGAUAUCAAGAUUUGCCAGAGUACACCAACAUUAAAGAACUCCUUCUGGCACCCAAACUCGAAGUGACCGAACUUUUGGCAGAUCGUUUUCCCAUUCCGAGAUUUAUUGUUUGUGACCAAGGUGGCAGUCAAGCUAGAUUUUUGUUAUCCAGGAUUAACCCUUCAGUGUCUAUUGCUGAAUCGUCUCCUUACCAAAGCAUGUCGGACAGUUCCGAGCCCGUCCUAACUGAUGAUGUUAACUUGCAAAAGUUUAUGGAACAUUUACGAAAAAUGGUAGUCGUAUCAUGAAUUAUAGUUUAAAUUAAUGUGGAGCAAUUAUUGGCGUAUAGUUUCUACGUUGCCGGAAUUGUUUCCAAGCAAAAUACUUGAUAUCGUGUGAUAAUCCAGUAAAUGCAUAGUAAAUUUGAUUUAAGGCCUUCUGACCUACUUAAAAAGCAAUGUAUUCAAAAAAGUAGUCUAUCGACGGAAGAGGAGAGUAGACUGUUAUAUUAUGAGGGUAGUUAAUAAAUUUCGGAUUCUAAUGCUUUUGUAUGCGAAUUGGCCAGGUAUUUUCAAGUUUGGGAAAUUGAUCGAUGUAUGGGAGUUUGAUAAACUGUUUUUACUUUGUUUAAA
Schizosaccharomyces octosporus yFS286 is the source of this 2683-nucleotide messenger RNA. Its product is annotated as GTPase activating protein Sec23b. Lineage: Eukaryota; Fungi; Ascomycota; Schizosaccharomycetes; Schizosaccharomycetales; Schizosaccharomycetaceae. Gene Ontology annotation, molecular function: GTPase activator activity; zinc ion binding. Gene Ontology annotation, cellular component: endoplasmic reticulum exit site; COPII vesicle coat. The record is from RefSeq and is a predicted model, not a curated record. Bases 62 to 2359 code for a protein of 765 amino acids. Gene Ontology annotation, biological process: endoplasmic reticulum to Golgi vesicle-mediated transport; COPII-coated vesicle budding; COPII-coated vesicle cargo loading. The transcript is spliced from 4 exons.